This is a messenger RNA of Acanthaster planci (crown-of-thorns starfish), 2046 nucleotides long. RefSeq names its product fatty acid-binding protein homolog 7-like. Gene Ontology annotation, molecular function: lipid binding. NCBI's taxonomy places the organism in Eukaryota, Metazoa, Echinodermata, Asteroidea, Valvatida, Acanthasteridae. The record is from RefSeq and is a predicted model, not a curated record.
CCAGACGAUCAAGGAACAGGAAAUACAGGUUUAUGGUACACAGAUAAAGAACACACACGCCCACGGGAAAAAGAUUGGCUUUUCGUCUUAGUUUUCAUAAUGGCGGAAGCUGCAGCAGCAGAACAGACCGCGGUGGCAGCUGAAGUGCCCCAAACAGAAUCUCCUGUCGCAGAAACACCUGCAGUAGAAGAUCUUGCUGCAGAGACACCUGCAACAGAGACACCUGCAGCAGAGACACCUGCAGCAGAGACACCUGCAGCAGAGACACCUGCAGCAGAGACACCUACAGCAGAGACACCUGCAGCAGAGACACCUGCAGCAGAGACACCUACAGCAGAGACACCUGCAGCAGAGACACCUGCAGCAGAGACACCUGCAGCAGAGACACCUCCAGCAGAGACACCUGCAGCAGAGACACCUACAGCAGAGACACCUCCAGCAGAGACACCUGCAGCAGAGACACCUGCAGCAGAGACACCUGCAGCAGAGACACCUGCAGCAGAGACACCUACAGCAGAGACACCUCCAGCAGAGACACCUGCUGCAGGAACCUCAGUAGCAGAAUGCGACACAGCUGCCGAGGCAGCCCCGGGGAAUCUGAACGGCCGGUGGCGACUAGUCAGAAGCGAGCAGUUUGACGAGUUCAUGAAGGCCUCGGGGGUCGGUUUUGUGAUGCGCAAACUGAUCAACUCCCUCGGGUUGACGAUCGAGAUUGAGCAGGACGGGGACGAGUUCACAUUCACGUCCAAGACAUCGCUGCGCCAGAGGGUCACCACGUUCAAGCUGGGGGCGGAGUACCCAGAGACCAAUCCGAUGUGGGGGGACAAGGAGUUUCGCGUGUUGGCCGAGUGGCAAGGCGCUAAGCUGGUGCAGCGGGUUGUUCGCGGCCCAGGUGAUGACAUACCCCGGAGCUUCGAGCGAGAGAUCGUAAACGGGGAAUUGGUCAUCACGUUUCGCCGAGGGGAAGCCGUGGCCAGGCGUUAUUUCAAGAAGAUAUAGACACCAACCUUCUCUAAAAAUGAUUGUAUUUGUAUCGAGACUAUAAUCGACAAAUAUAAUUAUUGCUGGAAAACGAGUGUUCGAGAAAUAUGUGGAAUCACAAAAGGCCAGCGACGUUUUGGAAAAGAUCCAUCAAAACCAUUGCUCGAGAAGCCACUAAAAAUAUGAACAAGCAAUGAAAUAAAAAGGAGAAAAAUAUACAUCGCCAGAUGUAAACUGAUAAAGUACCGCAGAGUUAAUAUUUCCGAAAUGUUGUGCAGAGAGGAACGCUUUCUUGUUUUGUUUUGUUUUGUUUGUCUGUUUUAGGAUAACAUAUUUUUUAAUUACUAUCUAAAUCUUCACAUUGUAUUCCACAUAUCCUGCUCGCUAAAUGGCAAAGUUUGUAUAUUUGAAUUUUUCAUAGGUUAUUGAGCUGAGAAAGGUGUAUGCUUCAGAUUGUCAUAAUGAUACUAACAUGGAAGUUUAAGACUGUAUAAAAACACUUGAAAACUAAAAUCAAAUUUAAAGCACAUAAUUUGAUUUAGUUUUGAAUUCUUAAAAUAAGUAAAUGAAGAAGGAAAGCUUCAACCUUGUUUAGAAAUGAAGGAAACAAUAAUACAUAAAGUUUACUUUCUCUGAGUAUUGGAAAUAAUUCAUUAAGUAUUUGUAUAAAUAUGAUGUGAUAGUGGCUGAUCUUUACGUAUAUAAAAGGUUCUUCAAGCUGAGCAAUGUGUUCCUGUUUUAUGUAAGGCAUCAAUCCACAUGUAUUGGAAAUAAUUGACGAGAUAUCCGCUAACAAUUUAUCUCAGCAAUGUUGGGGAACAAGGGCUUUUAGCAAAAUAUCGUAUCCCUCACAGUCGUGUGGGGUGUGUAAAGAAAUCACAAAAGUAUUUUCAUUGACACAUUGUUGGAAAGUGUUACGGGAAAUGCGACUGACGAUUCGUUGAUAGGGGUAGCAUUUAAUGCAUUUCUGCUGCAGUAACCUUAUGCGGAUCAUUCGUCACUGUGUUAUGAAAUGAUUUCUACGUCAAUGCAUCUCUAGAAAUACAUUAUGUGACCUGAAUACUA